This is a messenger RNA of Peromyscus leucopus (white-footed mouse), 1071 nucleotides long. It is a transcript of the gene Qpctl, whose product is annotated as glutaminyl-peptide cyclotransferase like. The coding region runs from base 1 to 1071 and encodes 356 amino acids. The transcript has 7 exons. Gene Ontology annotation, molecular function: zinc ion binding; glutaminyl-peptide cyclotransferase activity. The record is from RefSeq and is a predicted model, not a curated record. NCBI's taxonomy places the organism in Eukaryota, Metazoa, Chordata, Mammalia, Rodentia, Cricetidae.
AUGGGCUUCAUGCAACGCCGCACUUUCAAGCGCCGCUGCUGCCGCGAGUGCGGCUCUGCUCUGCUACUGUUGGUGCUGGCUCUGGGCUUGGCUUUCUACGUGGUCUGGUACGGCUGGAACCGGGAUUUGAAGAGCUGUCACGGAGCCGGGAUCUGCGGCCUUCCAGAAGCCAAGCUGCGGAGGGUGGUAGGGCAGCUGGAUCGCAGCGUCUCUGGGGACUUUCCUGCGCCCCCUGCUGAUUGUGCGACCCCAGGUAGUCUGCAAUGUCCAAGUGAGAAAGUUCUGGAGGCCACGCUGCGGUCCCUAUCAGCAGGCUGGCAUGUGGAACUGGACCCUUUCACAGCUUCAACACCUUGGGGCCACUGGACUUCGGGAACGUGGUGGCCACACUUGACCCGGGAGCUGCCCGUCACCUCACCCUCGCCUGCCAUUACGACUCCAAGUUCUUCCUCCUGGGUCAUCCCUUUCGUGGGGCCACAGAUUCGGCGGUGCCUGUGCCUGCUUCUGGAGCUGGUCCAGGCCUUUGAUGUGAUGCUGCACAGAUUCAAGAAGCAGGCAGCACCGGUGACCCUGCAGCUGCUCUUCUUGGAUGGGGAGGAGGCGCUGAAGGAAUGGGGACCAAGGGACUCCCUUUAUGGCUCCCGGCACUUAGCUAAAAUCAUGGAGUCUACACCGCACAGCCCCGGUCCCACUAGGAUCCAGGCUAUUGAGCUCUUUGUCCUUCUUGACCUUCUGGGAGCACCCAGUCCAAUCUUCUUCAGUCACUUCCCCCGCACAGCGCGCUGGUUCCAACGACUGAGGAGCAUCGAGAAGCGCCUUCACCGUCUGAACCUACUGCAGUCUCACCCACAGGAAGUGAUGUACUUCCAACCCGGGGAGCCCCCCAGCUCCGUGGAAGAUGACCACAUCCCCUUCCUCCGAAGAGGGGUCCCGGUGCUCCACCUCAUCGCCACGCCCUUCCCUGCUGUGUGGCACACACCUGCAGACACUGAGGCCAACCUCCACCCGCCCACCGUGCACAACCUGAGCCGCAUCCUUGCUGUGUUCCUGGCCGAGUACCUGGGACUCUAG